AUGGCCAAGUCAUUGUUGGGGUUUCUAAAUAAGGCUCUACUAAUGGCUGGAUCUGGCCCUGGUCCCAGUGUCCCCGGGCGGCCCUCCGAGGGGCCGCACGGGGCGCACUAUAAAUCGGCCUCUGCAGACGCAGGGGCACUGCAGGGCCCAGGGCUGCAGCGGCGGAGCAGGAUGGAGAUCCCGGUUCCUGUGCAGCCGUCUUGGCUGCGCCGCGCCUCGGCCCCGUUGCCCGGACUUUCGGCGCCCGGACGCCUCUUUGACCAGCGCUUCGGCGAGGGGCUGCUGGAGGCCGAGCUGGCUGCUCUCUGCCCCACCGCGCUCGCCCCCUACUACCUGCGCGCACCCAGCGUGGCGCUGCCGGUGGCCCAGGUGCCGACGGACCCCGGCCAUUUCUCGGUGCUGCUGGACGUGAAGCACUUCACGCCGGAGGAAAUUGCUGUCAAAGUGGUCGGCGAACACGUGGAGGUGCAUGCGCGCCACGAGGAGCGCCCGGAUGAGCACGGGUUCGUGGCGCGCGAGUUCCACCGCCGCUACCGCUUGCCGCCUGGCGUGGACCCUGCCGCCGUGACGUCUGCACUGUCCCCCGAGGGCGUUCUGUCCAUCCAGGCUGCACCAGCGUCGGCCCAGGCCCCACUGUCGCCACCGGCUGCCCCCAAGUAGGGGUUUGGACGCGCCCGAACCCCGGGAGCUGCCUCAGGUUCCCUUUUAAAGCCGAUCUGACUCCGCCCAGCCAGAUGUCCCAAGCGCGC
Messenger RNA from Galeopterus variegatus (Sunda flying lemur), 749 nucleotides. It is a transcript of the gene HSPB6, whose product is annotated as heat shock protein, alpha-crystallin-related, B6. NCBI's taxonomy places the organism in Eukaryota, Metazoa, Chordata, Mammalia, Dermoptera, Cynocephalidae. Gene Ontology annotation, biological process: protein refolding; response to heat. Gene Ontology annotation, molecular function: structural constituent of eye lens; protein folding chaperone. The transcript is spliced from 3 exons. The record is from RefSeq and is a predicted model, not a curated record. The coding region runs from base 1 to 660 and encodes 219 amino acids.